AUGGUUUCCAAACCGCCUCCAGCUCAGGCGCAACCCUCCAACUCGACAUCUCCGCCAGGCACAGGCUCUAUUCCUUACGCUCCCUCUGCUCAUCAGGAAGUUUCGUUUAGUGGCCAACCUGUGAACUCGAUCAUAUCUUUCCAGCACAUUUCAGUUUCACCACCUUACCAGAAGUACUCUGCAGACGAACUCAGACUGGCGGAUUAUCAGGCAAACAGAAGAUAUACUGGGUCUCUGAGUGGUACGAAAGUUUCCAAUCCAUCUACUUUGGGAUCAAGCACAAUUGGGGCCGUCAACGGUACGGCAGCUGUCUCAACGCCGAAGGAGACCACUGGAAGCCUAUUCGGAACCAGCAGCACUGGUGGUGGGAGUUUAUUUGGAGCCAAAGCUCCCGCCAGUCUCUUCGGCAACAAUAGUGGCGUUAACCCUGGUGCAAUUGGGAGUGUCAAGAUCAGCGAUACACCUAGCAUCACCUUUGGGAGUAAUAGCACUGGUGGCGGAAGUUUAUUUGGAGCCAAAGCUCCCAUCAGUCUCUUCGGCAACAAUAGUGGCGUCAACUCUAACGCAACUAGGAGUGUCCAGAUAAGCGAUACACCUAGCAUCACCUUUGGGAGCAAUAGCACUGGAGGUGGAAGCUUAUUUGGAACCAAAGCUCCCGUCAGUCUCUUUGGCAACAACGGUGUCGUUAACAGUGGUGCAACUAGCAUCUUCAAAGCUAACAACACUACCGGUGGCAUCUUUGGAGGUAAUACUGCUCAGAUCAAGUUGUCUUCGCAGCCCUUCACGCCUACACCUUCUGCAAAUACUUCUACUCCUACCACGAAUCAGUCUUUCUUUGGCACAUUGAGUCUGCCCGUGGUGACUACCUCUACCCAACAGAGCGCUUCUCAUACGUUUUCGAGCCCCGGUACCGCCUCAACCAAGCAACAACCUACUUCUCAUCCUGUCUCGGCCAUGCUCUCCAGUACCAUGACACCUAACAGAGACCGCCGUUCAACAUCGGCGACCGGAUCGGAAUCCAAGAGCGCCAGUACGGACCAGGAAAGUAGUAGUAAGGAGGGAAGCGAUGCCACCAGCGAUUACGAAUCGGCAAAGCCAGUCCGCAAGUACGCCAAGGCAAUCGCCAAAACUGCCGGUGGUCGGAAACCGUUUACUCAAUACGGCCUGCUUGGUGGAGAUAUUGGCUCCCUUGAAUCAGAGGAGCCAGCCAACCGGGAUCCGCGCGUGUUCUGGAAUAUCGCAGCGCCUUCCAGCUUCUUCAUUUGUGGCAGUCAAGGCUCCGGCAAGAGCCACACGCUCUCCUGUCUGCUAGAGAACGCGAUGACGCCAUGCGAAGCAAAUGUUCUUCCGCAUCCACUGACUGGAAUUGUCUUCCAUUAUGACACUUUCAUAUCCGACACCGGUGGAUCCCCCUGCGAAGUGGCCUGGUUGUCUUCUAAUCCAAAGAUCCAAGUGCGCGUGCUAUGCCCACCGACAAAUAUCCGGACAAUGCGCAAGCUAUACAGCAGAUUCCCCAACAUCAUGAUCGAGGAGCUUCGCCUCAACCAGUCGGAUCUGGACACCAGGCGUAUGCUUGACCUGAUGGCAGUCAGCUCCGGUACCUCCAUGCCGUUGUACCUCCAUGUGCUCAACCGUGUGCUACGUGAUUUGCGCAUUGAGCAGCAAGAAAGGGACGGCGCCUUCGACUAUACCGCCUUUAAGCACAACAUGUUUCGUCAAGAGCUUACGGAUCAACAGCUCGCUCCGCUAAAACAGCGGCUUGACACUCUGGAAAGCUUUAUGGUUGAGCAACAUGCUAAGGCAUACGAACAUGGCCGUGAACCAAAAUCCAACAAAUCGACCAGGGCAAGCAGAGGCAACGACUGGACCCCUCGUCCUGGUAUGCUUACUAUUGUCGAUCUUUCCUGUCCCUGCGUAACCGCAGAGAUGGCCUGUUCAUUGUUCAACAUUUGCUUGUCUCUCUUUCUUGAACAGGACUGCAACAGCAUCGGGCGUGUUAUUGCGCUUGAUGAGGCUCACAAAUACAUGAGCUCGGACACUGGUUCGGCUGAGUGUCGUACCUUAACAGACCGUUUGCUUGAGACCAUCCGCCUCCAGCGUCAUCUUGGAGCUCGAGUCAUCAUCUCUACCCAGGAGCCCACCAUCUCACCAAAACUCCUCGAUCUAUGCAGCGUCACAAUCGUGCAUCGGUUUACCAGUCCCGACUGGUUGAGGGCCCUGUCUAAACACUUGGCGGGUGUGAGCAAGGGCGGGAGGAUGUUGGAAAAGGCUUUGGCGAUAAACCAAAACAUGGCUGAUGAUGUGUGUAUCGAGAAUGCUGGCGUUAACUCGUUGGCUCUGGACUAUAGCGAUCCUGCCAUGGAGCUUUUCUCCAGAAUUGUAGCUUUGCGAGUUGGUGAAGCAUUGAUAUUUGCACCGAGUGCAAUUAUAGGAGUGCAGAAGGCCAUUCCUCGACCUCCGUCUACCUCGACACCUGCACCCAAGCCUGUCGCUGGAUCUGGCCCUAUUUCUCAUGCACAAAACCAACCCAUCAACGCCGUCGAGCGGCCUACCACUGACACGACAGAUGAUGACGGUUUGCAAGUCCAGCCCGGGUCAGUCAAAUCAGGCCAGCAAUCCGCUAGCGAUAAGCAACACCAGAAGACCGUAACCUCUGUCAUCGCUACCUCGAGUGGAACCGAGAAACUCGCCUCUCCCACUCCGGCGGCGUCACCUGCGACGGUCAAGCGGCUGGCCCACGGCGUGCUCAAAGUGCGUAUCCGUAAUAGGACUACCGCCGAUGGAGGCCGGAGCAUUAUGGCUGCCUAG
Molecule: messenger RNA, 2808 nt
Organism: Neurospora hispaniola
Lineage: Eukaryota; Fungi; Ascomycota; Sordariomycetes; Sordariales; Sordariaceae
Exons: 2
Coding region: 1-2808 (935 amino acids)
Source: RefSeq, a predicted model, not a curated record